Molecule: messenger RNA, 2681 nt
Organism: Oncorhynchus tshawytscha (Chinook salmon)
Lineage: Eukaryota; Metazoa; Chordata; Actinopteri; Salmoniformes; Salmonidae
Product: synaptotagmin-like protein 1
Exons: 9
Coding region: 349-1209 (286 amino acids)
Biological process (GO): exocytosis
Cellular component (GO): exocytic vesicle; plasma membrane
Molecular function (GO): neurexin family protein binding
Source: RefSeq, a predicted model, not a curated record
UGCUAUUUGUUUUAUGCCCCAGUCCGUGUUUUGCAUCCUGCCCGGAAGAGAAGGCGUGUUCGCGUUUACCCAAGUCAAACUUUUGGCUUUCCAUAUGAUCACUCGUGUGUGUCAACCGCUCCAAACUCUAAGUUCCAACAGACUCUGCUUGGCCUUUUCAGACACCAAAACUUUCCCCGGAGAAAAUGUCCACCAAUUCUGGACAUCAUUGAUAGGUGAAGGAGGGAGAAGGGGAGUUGUUGGAUUUGAGUCACCUCUCAGAGGCAGAGCAGACAUCCAUCUUGGAAGUGUUACUAAGGGACUCGAAUCUGCGUUGCCUUGAUGAGGGGCGUGUAAGGUCAGAGGACCAUGCAGCAGAAAGAGGCGGACCCAGUGAGUCUGAGGUUGCUGUCGGGGGCGUGGUUUCAUGAGGAGAGGAGCAAGCGUUACCGAGACCCAAAGGAUGGCGUUGACAUCGUACAGGCAUCCAUACGAGGCAGGAAGCCAAGAACAGAUUUGUCUGUGAGUGGGGUGUUUAAAGGGCAGACAGAAGAUGCUCCUCCCACUAACAACAACGACCCCAGCUCUCAGAUAGAGGACAAGAAAGAGGAGGACGACAAGAGAAGUUACAGGAGUCGACCUACAGCCAGACCCCGGAGCCCAGACCCAGACCCAGGAGCCCAAACCCAGACCCAGGAGCCCAGACCCAGGAGCCCAAACCCACAGGAUACAGACUCUGUGUCCAGUGUCGUGACAGAUGCUGAUCUGACGCUUCUAAGGCCUGGGCUCUCCAUCAGCACUCUAAGUCUACAGUCUAACUACACACUAAGUGGCAGUAUGAUGAGUCUGUUCAGUUCUGGGGAGUUUGGGGCGGUGGCGGUAAAGGGGCGUGUCCUGUUCUCAUUGGACUAUGACACUCAGAGGGAGGAGCUACAGGUCAGAGUGUGUCGUUGUGAAGGCCUGGUUGCUGCACGCAAGAACCACUCCGACCCGUACGCAAAGGCCUAUCUCCUGCCUGAUAAGUCGUCUCACAGUAAGAAGAAAACAACAGUAAAGAGAAAGACCCUCAAUCCAGUCUUUGACCAGACACUAAAAUAUAGGAUCAGCGUGUCAGAGGUGCGUGGCAGGACUCUGAACCUGUCUGUGUGGCACGCUGCCUCCCUGGGUAGAAACCUGUUCCUAGGAGAGGUAGAGCUGGAGCUGCCUCCCUGGGUAGAAAUCUAUUCCUAGGAGAGGUAGAGCUGGAGCUGCCUCCCUGGGUAGAAACCUGUUCCUAGGAGAGGUAGAGCUGGAGCUGCCUCCCUGGGUAGAAACCUGUUCCUAGGAGAGGUAGAGCUGGAGGUGCCUCCUUGGGUAGAAUCCUGUUCCUAGGAGAGGUAGAGCUGGAGCUGCCUCCUUGGGUAGAAACCUGUUCCUAGGAGAGGUAGAGCUGGAGCUGCCUCCUUGGGUAGAAACCUAUUCCUAGGAGAGGUAGAGCUGGAGCUGCCUCCUUGGGUAGAAACCUGUUCCUAGGAGAGGUAGAGCUGGAGCUGCCUCCCUGGGUAGAAACCUGUUCCUAGGAGAGGUAGAGCUGGAGCUGCCUCCCUGGGUAGAAACCUGUUCCUAGGAGAGGUAGAGCUGGAGCUGGCUCACUGGGACUGGACACACACAGACCCUGACUGGUACAAACUACAGCCACGGGUAGGACCAAUACACACACGUGCGAGCAAACGCGUACAUACAGACACACAAACACCCAAACACGCAUACAUACAAGCACACAAACACCUACACACAUACCAAACACAUACAUGCAGACACCCAAACACAUACCAAACACGCAUACAUACAAACACCUACACCCACACACGCACAUGCACAUUCACACACCACAGCAUGCAGUAAGUCCUACAUUGUGUGUAGUCUUAACAGGAGGAGAGGUGCUGAGAAUUUCAACGAGCUUUUCUAACCCGAGCGCUCCUCUCUUCAAUCUCCCUCUCUCUUUCCCUCUCUCGCUCCUUUCACCUCUCUCUCUCGCUCUCUUUUCUCCCUGUCUCUCUCUCUCUUCUUUCUCCCUGUCUCUCUCUGUCUCGCUCUUCUUUCUCCCUGUCUCUCUCUCUCUUCUUUCUCCCUGUCUCUCUCUCUCUCUCUGUCUCGCUCUUCUUUCUCCCUGUCUCUCUGUCACUCUCUCUCUCUCUGUUGCAGUGUAGUCCAGAGUCUAUCAGUAGUCGAGGAAACAUCAUGCUCUUUAUCAAGUUCACCCCAGCAGGAUCUGAGGGUGAGCUGAGCUCACUACGCACGUCACCUACAGACGUCAAGCCACACACAGACGUCAUUUCCUUUCUCUCUGUGUGUGUGUGUGUGUGUGUAGGUGGAGGUCUUCCUCCAUCUGGGGAGAUACACAUUUGGCUGCGGCAGGCUCUCCACCAAAGGUGGCGCCAUCGACUCCUUCGUCAAGAGGUGGGUUAGAGAAGGUGUUCCCUAACUUAUUCACACAGGCCCCACUUCCAGCAUUGGGAAACAUCCCAUCUAACAUCCCGUGCCACGUCUAUUUCUAUGGGUAUAAGCACUGUUCACACCCCUCUUGAUGGGGGAGACAACAGUUUGCUGAUUUUAAAGAUUAUUUCCCACAAUUCUGCACAUUUUGUCAUGUAUCACACCCACUAGCUCUUACAUUGACGUAUGUAAAUAUGUUAUUUAUUAAUUAAAUUCUUUUGAUUGAA